Messenger RNA from Phaeoacremonium minimum UCRPA7, 1239 nucleotides. Its product is annotated as putative aldose 1-epimerase protein. The coding region runs from base 1 to 1239 and encodes 412 amino acids. Lineage: Eukaryota; Fungi; Ascomycota; Sordariomycetes; Togniniales; Togniniaceae. The record is from RefSeq and is a predicted model, not a curated record. The transcript has 2 exons. Gene Ontology annotation, molecular function: carbohydrate binding; aldose 1-epimerase activity. Gene Ontology annotation, biological process: glucose metabolic process; beta-D-galactose catabolic process via UDP-galactose, Leloir pathway.
AUGCUUCGCAGUCUGCUGUCCCUCGGAGCUGCUCUGCUCCCAAUUGUCUCUGCCGACUUCGUCGGGACCGGUUCAACGAAUGCCACCACUCCUGGUCCAGAUGAAAAUGGCAAGUACUGGAUCUACGGCGAGGGCAUCAAGGCCGCAUUUAUUCCCUAUGGCGCUUCCAUUUCGAACCUGUUGAUCAAUGACCAGUAUGGUAUCGAGCGCGAUAUCGUAGCUGGUUUCGACAAUGCAUCGUAUUAUGAGGUCGACAGGCAACACCCUCACUUUGGUGGUGUUCCGGGCCGCUAUGCGAACCGGAUUAAGAACAGUUCCUUUGAGCUGGACGGUGUCACCUAUAAUAUCCUGCCAAAUGAAAAUCCCACAGAAGCCAAUCCUGAUGGAGUAGAUACGCUCCACGGUGGCCCAGAUGGCUGGGACUGGCGAAACUUCACGGUUGUGUCCUAUUCCAACGACAGCAUCACCUUCUCCAUUGUGGACCCGGAUGGCGAUCAGGGCUUCCCUGGCGAGGUUGUCUCUUACAUCACUUAUACCCUCGGCAACCUGACAUGGGACUUUAAGAUGGUUGCCAUUGCCACGACAAAAAAGACCCCCAUCAUGCUGAGUAGCCACACCUACUGGAAUCUAGACGGAUUUGCGAACAAUGAUACUCAGACCGUCUUCAACCACUCCUUCUAUAUGCCAUACAGUGGCCAACGAGUCGGUGUCGAUAAUAUCCUUAUCCCGACUGGCGACAUUCUUGCCAAUGCUCCAGGCUCAGUCAAUGAUUUCUGGAGCGCACCCAAGCAAAUCGGAGCCAACAUCUCCAGCCCGGAACUCGAGGGCAACUGCGGUUUCAACUGCACUGGUUACGACACCUGCUGGCUCGUAAACCGGGACCAGAGCGGCCCUUAUGACUGGCGCACCGAUGGCUUCGUUGCCCGCCUGCAAUCUGCUUGGUCGGGUAUUCAAUUGGAUGUCUACUCUGACCAGGAUGCGUUCCAGAUGUAUAGCUGCAACGGCCAGAACGGCAGUAUGGCACUGAAGAGCACGCAAGGCAUCUUUGAUGACGAGGACUUUCCUCGCACAAUUCCAAAGUACGGUUGUGUCGUGCUCGAGGUGGAGGACUACAUUGAUGCGAUCAAUCAGCCCGAGUGGCAGCGCAGCAAGAAGCAGAUCUUCGGACCUGGUGACGACCCGUAUGUUCUGCAGGCGAGCUAUCGCUUCAGCAUCAAUUCCACGGAGACACCUCAGUAG